UGAUAAUAUCUUCAUCAGCUGACAGCUUUAAAAAAAAUGAGACAUCAUUUAACAUCAUUGAUUUUGUUAUCAUUGUCAUCGUUGUCGUUUUGUCGUCGUCAUACGUGAUUCGCAUAUGACGACACUGAUUUAUGGCAAAUGUUGACAAUCUUUCAUCAGAAGAUUAUAUGCAGGAAUUUUCCAAUAUUGAUUUGAAUGCAUUCGAAGAACCAUUAACAAAUAUUCAUAAACUUUCAUUAGUGACAAAAAUGGAUCAACAUUUAGGCAAUGUGUUAGCAUGUGUUAAUCAAACAUCAAUGUCACAAUCAUCGACAAUGUGCAAUAAUAGUAUGGUCAACGGGAAUAGUAUGGUACAUAAUAUUCCCAAUAAUUUAAAUGAUCAUCAUAAACAUUCGCAACUAACAACAUUAAAUUCGACGGACAAUUCUUCGACAACGACUACACCAAUGCGACAUUCACCAAUUGAAACGGCAUCAGCAUUCACAUCCAUUUCCAGUUCGAACAUGGCCACACCAAUUAUCGCUCCAGCAAUGAUUGAUUCCAGCAAUAGAAUGAGUUUUGUCGAUGAAAGCCAUAAUAUGCCAUGGUUGGCGUUUAGAAGUAACAAUGGACUUUUAAGCGGUGCACCAGAUGGCCCAUUAGAUCUACGUGGUCAAACAGGAACGGAGAUUGAUUCAAGUUGGAUGUCGUCAUCAAUGAAACGAGAAUAUUUGGAUAUGUCAGCACACACUAGUUACAUGAAUCAUCCAAUGGCUAAUGGUGUACACAAUCGAUUAGUUCAUGGUAACAAUAUUUUUAUGAAUAGUGGUGGAAUGAGCACAAUUGAUACGAAUAAUCAGAUUCAUGGUGAUACGGUACCAACGGGUAGUCAACUAGCUGGCACACAUCCAUCACAUUUGACAUCGCAUCAUCAUAGUUCACAUGAUUUGCAUAUUUUACAAAAUGGUAGCUCAUUAUCGGGCCAUGGCCAUCAUAGUGUUCAAUCAUUGAAUCAUUCACCACAAAAUUCAUCAACAAUGCAUACAAUGAUGCAUUCAUAUCCACAUAUGAAUGAUAACGCUAAUACAUAUCCUUAUCCGAUUAGCCACCACCAUCAUCAUCAUCAUUUAAUGUCUGGAUCAUCAGCAACAACGAAUACUAAUAAUAAUAACACCGGCAAUAAUCAAUUUUCCAUCAACAAUGACCAUCAUAAUAAUAAUAAUAGUCAUUUAGUGUCGACGAAAAGUACCAACAACAAUGAAACGGCUACUCAACAUGAUCAUCAUCAUCAGCAUCAGCCUCAACAUCAUCAUCAUCAUCACGCCAAAAGCAUUAGUAAUGGAAGCAAUAGCAAUACUAGUAGCAAUAGUAGUCAAAGUAGUCGAACCAGUAAUGAUUCAAAUCAAAGUAGUGAAUCUAAUGUUAGCAAUGAAUUCAAUAUAUCGGCAAAUAAUGGUAGUUCGAUUAGAUCGAUUAAUUGUGAUAUUGAUGAUAGUCAACUCAUACAUUUAUCGGUACGUGAGCUUAACAAAAAAUUAAAUGGACUAACUAAAGAAGCCAUCUCAAAAGUGAAAGCCAAACGACGUACAUUAAAAAAUCGUGGUUAUGCACAAAAUUGUCGCACAAAACGUAUGGAACAACGAAGAAAUUUAGAAGAUCAAUUAAAAGAUUUGAUUGCUGAAAAACAAACAUUACAAAUGAGAUUGAAUUCAUUUCAAAUGGAAAAUGUUACAUUAAGAGAAGAGAAUAAAAAUUUAAGCCAAAAAAUUAAAUAUUGUACACAAUAUCAUUCACAAUUAAAUGAUACAAUAACACAUCAUUUAAAUGCCCAUCAUCAUUAUUCAUCACAUGAAUCAUCACACCAUCAUCAAUCGGUUGGACAGCAGCAAGUGGUCAGUACAACAUCGGGUACACCAAAUUCUAAUGAAGCUCAUCAUGAAUGUUCAAGUUCAUCAAGCGGUAGUACAACACCAAAUUCAAUUCUUUAUGAUUAUAAUGGCUAAACACAUUUUGGAUUUCCAGAGUUCAAUCUUGAUGGAUUAUAUCGAUACGAUCAAAAAAA
This is a messenger RNA of Dermatophagoides pteronyssinus (European house dust mite), 2041 nucleotides long. RefSeq lists its product as uncharacterized. Gene Ontology annotation, cellular component: nucleus. Gene Ontology annotation, molecular function: DNA-binding transcription factor activity, RNA polymerase II-specific; RNA polymerase II cis-regulatory region sequence-specific DNA binding. Gene Ontology annotation, biological process: regulation of transcription by RNA polymerase II. NCBI's taxonomy places the organism in Eukaryota, Metazoa, Arthropoda, Arachnida, Sarcoptiformes, Pyroglyphidae. The record is from RefSeq and is a predicted model, not a curated record.